Amaranthus tricolor (Joseph's coat) is the source of this 6286-nucleotide messenger RNA. Its product is annotated as protein SPA1-RELATED 2. The record is from RefSeq and is a predicted model, not a curated record. The coding region runs from base 941 to 4159 and encodes 1072 amino acids. NCBI's taxonomy places the organism in Eukaryota, Viridiplantae, Streptophyta, Magnoliopsida, Caryophyllales, Amaranthaceae. Gene Ontology annotation, biological process: photomorphogenesis; protein phosphorylation. The transcript has 9 exons. Gene Ontology annotation, molecular function: ATP binding; protein binding; protein kinase activity.
AACUAACACAAUGCACAGCGAAGAGUUCUUCAAAGAUUUCACUCAAAUCCACUUGAUAUUAAAAAAAGUAAUAUUCUAUUUCUGGUAAGUUUUACAACCACAAAACCCUUCUUGCCCCCAUACCUUUAAGUAAAAUACCUUAUGUUAAUUUUGAAUUAUUAUUAGCAUGAUUAUAUAUCCGAACCCACCAAAUUUACUACUUCAGGGAACCACAUAUACGGUAUGCUUAAUCUGUUGAUCAUUUUUUUUUUUUUUAGUUUUAUUGUAUUGAGAAGAUAAGAGUAUCUUAGUAGUUUUCCAUUUCAGGAAAGGUUCGUUUGUAAAAAAAUUCCCAAUUUCUUAAUUUUAGGGUUUUUUUCCUCUCAGUUUUGUAAUUUCCUGUUCGGAAAAUCGCUUCUGGUGUCAAAUUUGGCCAUCUGGUGAGUAUUACUGUUAAUUUUGAGUUGUAGGUAUUUCUUAAUUUCUUCGAAUUUUGAUCAACUUCUCUUUUGUUUGAGUUUCUGGGGUUUUUAGUUAUAUAAGAAUUAAAUUUUGGGGGUCUUUGUGCUUUACGAGUGUUAGAACAUGCACUUUGUUAAUCUUUUUAAAUAUUUGAAAUGUUUGUCGGUGGGUUUUAUGAAUUGUGUUUAGGGGGUAAAGUAUUGACUUCUCGAGUGAUAUUUUCGAUUUUUUCCUAGACGUUAAUCCUGUAAUGGUGAUAAUUGAGGAAUUUUUUUUCUAGAAUUGCGUUUAAUUGUAUGCUUAAAUGGUUUCAUGGAGGUUAUUUAUUUAUUUAUUUUUCCUCUUUCUUUCUUCCCAUUCACUCUCUGGUGGAUUAAAUGUGGAAUUUUUUUUUUCUAGAAUUGUGUUUAAUUGUAUGCUUAAAUGGUUUCAUGGAGGUUAUUCAUUUAUUUAUUUAUUUUCCUCCUUUUUUCUUCCCAUUCACUCUCUGAUGGAUUAAAUGUGGAUUUCUAUUGUGUUCUUUUUUGUGUGGCUUGCUGCUUUUCAAACUCAGUGGUUAUCUUUUGCAGAUGCUUUUUAUACAUAUAAGGAUCGAAUAGUGUGUGCGAUGAACAUUAUGGAUGAGGACAUUGAGGAUAUGGCUGCGGUUGGUCGAGCAGAAACUGCUCGGACCCAAGGUAAAGAAAGUGAAUAUUUGAGUGAGAACCGAAAUGUGUUAGAAUUAAGAGAUAGGGCUAUUGUUAGGGAAAUGGGUUUCCCGAGGAGCUCAAUUCAGCAAUUUGUAGAUAUAUUGGGCGGAAAAGAUCCAAGUAGUGUUGUAAAUAUAGUGGAAGUGUCUCAGGAUCCCGGUACUAGUUACCAUGAAAGUGGAGAGAACAGGGUUCAGGAAUUAACCUUUUCUGGUUCCAAUCCUGAAUUCAGCAUGAUGAACGAGGGUGAGGUGAUGGAGACACUUAUGAAUGAGUGGCAACAUGGGAAUCAUCGGGUGGUUGAAGUUGCAGUUGAAGGUGAGGGUGUAGAUGUAGAUGUAGGUGUAGGUGAAGCAUUACACGAGCGUUUGACCCACAAGGAGAACUCUCUUGCAACUUCAAAUGCUUGGAAGGACUCAAGAUCUGUCGGUGUUUUGGUUGAGCAAGGAUUCAAUCACAAUGAUAAAACUGAUGCAGUUUUGAAGGACGCACUUUCAUCUGGGGCUAUGAGGAUGAAGAUUAUAUCCAGAUCAUCUGAAUUUCCGGAAUAUUUUGUUAAGAGAACACUGAAAGGUAAGGGGGUUCUAUGUAGAGACCCAGUUUCUGCCGGUGGUGAAUUUAAGGACCAGAGUAUUGUCAGAGGCGCUACGCCGCCCACAUCCAGCCCAUUGGAAAUGAGAUCAAAUGGUGUUCUUUCGUCCAAUAAUGAUGAGGCGGGUGUUGUUAGUUGCGAAUCUAUGAAUGAUGGAUUGAAUAUGAGGGAGUGGAUGAGAUCAAGGCAGAAUAACUUGCAUAAAGUUGAUCGUCUCCGUACCUUCAAGCUCAUUUUGGAACUGGUGUUUUCUCUGCACUCAAAUGACAAGGUCUUGAUGGAUUUACGCCCAUCUUUUUUUAGGUUGUUGCCUUCUGGAACGGUCGAGUACUUUGGGCGCUUAUGUGCACCUAAGGAAAUUCAUGGAAGUGUUGUGCAUAAGGAGGUUCAGAAGCUGCAGCCUUUGAAAAGGCCAUUAGAGCAGGGUAUGUCACUCCAUUCUUUUUUCGGUGCGAAGCACCAGAAAUCCAUUGAUAAUACAAAAUUUUACAAGACGAAGUCACAAUUUCAACUAGGCUAUGGCCCAAAACCUAUAAUUUCAAACAAUUUUGAUGCCAAUGUUGCUGGUCCAGGAGAUUCUAAGAUUUCGAGCGGGCUGCAUUUGCUACCUUCUGCGCGGCAUCAUAUAUUUUCUGUAAAUGAACAGCUAGAAGAGAAGUGGUAUAGAAGUCCUGAGGAGCUCUUUGGCAGGGAUUGCACAUUCUCAUCAAAUAUCUACAGUCUCGGCGUCUUUUUUUUUGAGUUACUUAGUAGUUUUGACUCAGGGAAAUUGCGAGCUUCAGCAAUGUCAGAUCUACGUCAUAGAAUUAUUUCCCCGAAGUUUUUAUCGGAGAACCCAAAAGAAACUGGGUUUUGUUUGUGGCUACUCCAUCCAGAACCUUCACUUCGGCCAACAGCCAGAGUUAUUUUACAAUCAGAGGUCAUGAGUGAAUUACAAGGAUUAUGUGGGGAUGUAAAUUUAUCAUCUAUCCAACAAGAUGAAGGUGAAUCUGAGCUGUUAUUGCACUUCCUUUUGUCUGUUAAAGAACAGAAGCAAAAGGAUGCUUCAAAAUUAGUGGAAGAUCUUGGGUGCAUAGAAUCUGAUAUCAAAGAACUGGAGAGGAGACACAAUAUGAAAAUACCCUUGACUUCAGCAUGCUCAGCCGAGGCAUUGCGUUAUGCAAGCGAGAGAGGUUACCUUUACGAGGGAAAUGGGCCUUCUACUUGUGCUUCUGAUGGAGGAGACUCAAGGUUUUUGAAGAAUGUAAAUCAACUUGAAAGUGUUUACUUUUCUGCUCGAUCCCAAACCCAUGUUUCCAUAAACGGUUCUGUAGUUCGUGCAGACAGAGAGUUGCUUGAAAGUCGAGAAAAUUGGUAUUUGGAUCAAGAUGGUGAUGGAAGUUUGAGGCCCUUGGAUGAUCGUGGAGCCUUCUUUGAGGGCCUAUGCAAGUAUGCUCGUUACAGUAAGGUUAAAGUUUGUGGAACUAUAAGAAAUAGUGAUAUUACCAACUCUACUAAUGUUGUUUGCUCACUGAGUUUUGAUCGGGAUGAGGACUACUUUGCUGCAGCUGGAGUGUCAAAGAAAAUAAAGAUUUUUGAUUUUCACGCGCUUUAUGACAACUCUGUUGAUAUUCAUUAUCCAGUUAUUGAGAUGUCAAACAAAUCAAAACUUAGCUGUGUCUGCUGGAACAAUUAUAUCAGAAAUUAUUUAGCUUCAACAGAUUAUGAUGGGAUUGUCAAGUUAUGGGAUGCAAGUACUGGUCAAGAAUUUUCUCAGCAUAUUGAACAUGAGAAACGGGCAUGGUCUGUUGAUUUUUCCCUGUUGGAUCCCAUGAAAUUAGCUAGUGGUAGUGAUGACUGCACGGUAAAAUUAUGGAGCAUCAAUGAGAGAAAGUGUUUACAUACAAUCCGAAACAUCGCGAAUGUGUGCUGUGUUCAGUUCUCUCCUCAUUCAUCCCAUCUUGUGUCUUUUGGGUCUGCCGAUUACAAGAUUUAUUGUUAUGAUCUCCGCAAUGCUAAUGCUCCAUGGUGUGUAUUGGCUGGUCAUGAGAAAGCUGUGAGUUAUGUCAAGUUUGUUGACUCUGCGACCCUUAUUUCUGCAUCCACUGACAAUACACUGAAGCUUUGGGACCUUAGUAGAACUAGUUCUACUAGUUUGUCCUACAAUGCUUGCAGCUUAACCCUUGGUGGGCACAAGAAUGAGAAGAAUUUCGUGGGUUUGUCCGUUGCCGAUGGAUACAUUGCUUGUGGUUCAGAAACCAAUGAGGUUUAUACUUACUAUAAAUCCCUUCCUAUGCCAAUCACCUCACACAAGUUUGGCUCAAUUGAUCCAAUUUCUGGAAAAGACACUGAUGAUAGCAAUGGGCAGUUUGUUUCUAGUGUGUGUUGGAAAGGGAAAUCUAAUGCAAUUGUUGCUGCCAAUUCCAGUGGGUGUUUAAAAGUGUUAGAGAUGGUCUAAGGAUUCUCAUUAAUUAUAAAUUGCUACAAGUGGCCAUUUCUUUGCAGUUCAAUUUGUAUUGAGGUUGCCCUGGUAUUGGAAAUUGUUUAUGCACUCAUUCUCAGUAAUGGUGUGCUUCAACAAAAUCUCAUUUUCCCCAAGUGAAAAAAUCUCUGCACUUAAGCUGUGGGGAUGAAAGUAUUGCUGAACUUGUACCGAAAUUCCCGAUGAUUCUCCUUCUGACUGCAGCAUUGCAAGGCAAUUUGUUCAACUGAUAUAUAAAUCAUAUUCCCCCUUAUAUAUUGGAGAUGAUAAUGAAGGUUUUUGGGCUGAAAGGUGUUCUCAAUGAAUGAAAUGAAGUGUUGACACAAAUUCUACGUACAAGAGAUGAAAGAAAAUGCAUUGGUUUAUGUUAUGGCUGCGUUUAAUGUGACUCACGAUUGGUUGUCUUAAAUGACAAUCUUUUCUGGGAUGAAACAAGUGCUUUGUUGCUACUGCUUAACGUUGUAUGUAGUGUAAACCAGUUCUACUAACCUUCAUAUUUCUUUCAGUUGAUCGUUCUCCUUUAUUUGUUCACGUGCACCAUUUAAUUGAAUCUCAAGCUUACAUAUAUUUGACAGGGUUCAUCGGAUAUGAAUGAGGAAUGAAUUUAAUGCUUUGAGUAAUACAAGAACAUGCAGCUUCAAUCUUGGCAGUGGCUGAGAUUUAGAGGAUUAUCCUUUUAGAUGACGUUUAUGACAAAGAGAAACUGCAUAAUCUAUUUUGAAAGAUGGACAAAAAGGUACCAGUUCUUUUCUUGAUGGUUGCAGACUAACUGUCGUUAUCUUUUCAUAUAUGUUUGUUGGAAUCCUUUUGUGUACCGACAUUGUUAAACUCCUUACAAUUUCUCUUCCCGGGGGCUCUCUGUUUUUCCGUUGUCUCACACUCUCAUCCGUCAUAUGAAUCGUACAUUCAACUUGGUUAAGACUUCUCUUCCUUGCGAAUGUCUUGGUCUACUGAGUGGUAUCACGUUGGCUUUUUAGUUACUAUAACUUGAGGAUGGCCCAUUUAAGCUCGUAGAAUCUCGUGCCCCUCGGAAAUCUAGCACUCUGUCUGAAUCUUCAAGCUCUCAGUUUCUGUCCAAAGUUUCUAUGUCAUUCUUUCGAGAAGCAAUUGGAUCAUGCUUGUUAAACAUCUUGUUUCAACUCCAUUGGAUAUCAAGUUUGCCGUAUGCUGCUUAGUGAUUUUUCUCGGCAUUGGAUUUACCUUAAUGAGUAGGUAUUGUAUUAUGAUCUUGUAUACUUCCAUUUAUUUUCCUAAACUUUACUUUUAUGGGAGAAUAACUCCUGCUUUAAAUCAUUCUUAUGUUGUGCCAAAUUUUGUGGAAAAUGAUAGGUUCGUUCCAAAAUGCUUCUACACCAAAUAUAUCAACAUAAAUUGUCGUAUGAAACAUUCUCACAGAGUCAUAUUGAGAUGCGCCCUAUAUAUAUGCUAAAUAGUCUAAUAAAUACAAAUUAUAAGAAUAUAACUACUUGUUUAGAGGCCGUCUUAUUAAGAGAUGGUCUCUCAAACAAUAUUCAUAAAAAAAUGUCUAAGUUUAUGAAAAAAUUUACUUUUAUGUUCUAUUGAGAUUGAUAUAUUUUUCUCCCGAAAGUUAUUUAUAUUCAUAAUGAAGCAAUCUCGAUAUGAUAGAAUAGUAAAUCUUAUGAAAUCAUUAAUAAAAUUGAACGAUCACUUGUUCUAUAAAUAUUUGGUUUCAAAAGAACUUAAAUUUUCCCUCUUAGUCAAAGUUGGUUCAAGCAUCAUUUUUUAUACCACGAGCCAUUACUACAAAUCACAAAUUCACAAUAUUAUGAAGGAUAUAUUGUUAUCAUUUGUUUUCUUCGUUGCUCUGAAAUUGCGAGGUCUUCUAUUUUAUUGUUUUAUGACUAUUUGAAGUCAUGACUACAUAACAUUAAUGCAUAUUCAGUCUCGCUUUAUCAAUUUCUUAAUCGUUGUACCGUUUCCUUAGUUUUGAUCCCAACUCGUAAUUGAAGACUUAAUUGAGCACUACAGUCUCCGAAAAAAAAUUAAGCGAAGAGGGGUGCUCAUUAAAAACUUGAAUAAAAAUAAAAACUAUGAAUAAUUAACAUUCACUAAUCAAGAUUUAGAAUGAAAGAUAACCCGAAU